AUGGUCUACACCAUAAAAAUUUGGACCGAUGGCGGCUGCAGAAACCAUGGAACACCAAAUGCAAUCGGAGCUUCUGCCGCCGUUUUUGAAACAGGACCCGGUGUCUACAUGUCCUGGACGAGGUCGCUACCCUCUCAUCCUCCCCCAACAAGCCAGCGUGCUGAAAUCGACGCCAUUAACCUAGCACUGGACCAAGCCCUGGUGUUUUAUGAAGAGCUUCCCAGCUACACAAGGCUUGAUGUGACAAUUUAUUCCGAUUCAAGAUACGUGGUUGGCUGUAUGACCCAAUGGAUUCCCAGGUUCAUCAAUAAUGGCUGGCGAAAUUCUGCUGGCAGGCCUGUUGCGAAUCGAGAUCUCCUAGAGGAGGCUUGGUAUCUGAACAAUGAAUUGAGACAGCGGGGAUAUGUGGAGUAUCGCUGGUUCCCGAGGGAGCAAAACCAGGUUGCGGACGGGUUGUGCGAUGAAGAAAUGGACAACCACAGCCACUGGCAGUAUGGCAGAUAUUAG
Molecule: messenger RNA, 507 nt
Organism: Penicillium waksmanii
Lineage: Eukaryota; Fungi; Ascomycota; Eurotiomycetes; Eurotiales; Aspergillaceae
Product: ribonuclease H1
Exons: 1
Coding region: 1-507 (168 amino acids)
Biological process (GO): DNA replication, removal of RNA primer
Molecular function (GO): nucleic acid binding; RNA-DNA hybrid ribonuclease activity
Source: RefSeq, a predicted model, not a curated record